Rhincodon typus (whale shark) is the source of this 1738-nucleotide messenger RNA. Its product is annotated as zinc finger protein 239-like. The coding region runs from base 534 to 1424 and encodes 296 amino acids. The transcript is spliced from 3 exons. Lineage: Eukaryota; Metazoa; Chordata; Chondrichthyes; Orectolobiformes; Rhincodontidae. The record is from RefSeq and is a predicted model, not a curated record. Gene Ontology annotation, cellular component: nucleus.
ACUGUAUGGCGUAGUGCCGCACGACUGGCGCCUAGGGUGAAUGUGGGAUGAGAAGACUUGAAAGGUGGGGAGAGACAGGGGAAACCGGGAGGAAAAUGGAGUCAGUCUGGACUGGGAUAUUUUAUGAUCAUCCGAAGUAGGUCGGUCGAUCUGAAUUGGAAACUCUCGAUCCCGCGUUUGCAGCAAACGGGAAAACGGCUGCGGGCCUCAGGAGAUUAAUUGAGAAUAAUCGAGACCGACAUCUCAAGACAAGCUCUGACGGUGAGCAGAGUCAUCAGGAUCUGAAUAUCAUUGGCAUUUAACUGUGGAAGUAUAAAGGUUUGCCUGUUCUGUCUCUGGGAAAAUAUCUCUGCUAUGUUUGUUGUUUUGCAAUGAGAGAUUUCAAAUGAAACCACAUCCAGAUCUGACAGUCACUCUGUUUGUAAUAACCUAAUUAUCUGAGGAUUUUGAACACUGGAGGAAAAAGCACUGUUCACACUGGGUAGAAACACGUAUCGACUGUGUGUGGAAGAGUCUGUGAAGAUUCAUCUGAAAUGUCCAAACGCCAGUGCACUCACACGGGUGAGAGACUGUGGAAAUGUGGGGAUUGUGGGAAGGGAUUUCUUUACCCAUCCCAGCUGGAAAUGCACCAACGCAGUCACACUGGGGAAAAACCAUUCACCUGCUCUGAUUGUGGGAUGCGAUUCACUAGGUCAUCCAGCCUGCAGAUACACCAGCGAGUUCACACUGGAGAGAGACCAUUCACCUGCUCCCUGUGUGGGAAAGGAUUCAGUCAGUCAUCCAACCUGUUGAAACACCAGCAAGUUCACACUGGGGAGAGACCAUUCACCUGCUCCCUGUGUGGGAUGGGAUUCACUCAGUCAUCCAGCCUGCUGAGACAUCAGCAAGUUCACAUUGGGGAGAGACCGUUCAUUUGCUCCCAGUGUGGGAUGGGAUUCACUCAGUCAUACCACCUGCGGAUACACCAACGCAGUCACACUGGGGAGAAACCAUUCGCUUGCUCCGAUUGUGGGAAGGGAUUCACUUUGUCAUCCAGCUUGCGGAAACACCAGCGAAUUCACACCGGGGAGAGACCAUUCAGCUGCUCUGAAUGUGGGAAAGGAUUUGCUCAGUCAUCCAGCCUGCGGAUACACCAGCGAAUCCAUACUGGGGAGAGACCGUUCACUUGCGCUGUGUGUGGGAUGGGAUUCACUCAGUCAUCCAGCCUGCGGAUACACCAGCGAGGUCACACUGGGGAGAGACCGUUCACUUGCGCUGUGUGUGGGAUGGGAUUCACUCAGUCAUCCAACCUGCAGAUACACCAGCGAGUUCACACUGGGGAGAAACCAUUCACCUGCUCCCUGUGUGGGAGAGGAUUCAGUCAGUCAUCCAACCUGCGGAGACACCAGCGAGUUCACACUGAGGAGAAACAUUCACUCAGUUAACACACCAGCGUGUUCACUCUGGGGAGGGACCAUUUACUUGUUCCGUAUGUGGGAAGGGAUUUACUCUGUCAUCCAAAAUGCUAACAUACCAGUGAGAUGACACUGGAUGGAUCCUGGUCACCUGCUCUGUUUGUGUAAAAUAUUUGCUGUUUGCAAAUACAUUGGCAAAUUUACAAAGAAUUGCAGGUGAAGGGUUUUCCUUUUGCUUACAUCAUUGACUGAACCUUGGUCCUUGGGCUGUUUGUAUUGAUAUUAUUAAACCCAACUCUAUUAAAGGUGCUGAUAAAAUUGUCAAUAAAAUGUUGAUACAAUUG